AUGAUGAACGAUUUAAUUACGAAUAAUGUUACAACAACAUGGAUCAAAAUUAUAAAUGAUGUGAAAAGUUACUGCUUUAUUGGAAAUGAAGCGAUUGCAUUCAACUUAAACAGUUAUAUUCUCUUUAAAAACAUAAUAAAUGGAAAAGAGUCAUUCUACAGAGCAGCAUUCGACAGUGGCGAUGGAAUUUCAGUUAUUGCUGGUCAUAAAAUCUUUCCAAUAUUUGCAUUCGCUGAACGAUGCUGGAAUGCAAAAAUUUUCACCAUCUCAUAUCCAGACUUUAGUCGCAUAUCAGUUUUUGAGCCAAAAGAAGAAUCCAUUUACAUUGGACUAGCAUUCAGCGAGACAGAGCAUUUAAUUGCAUUAACCGGAAUGCCAGAUUAUAAAUUACAAGUGUGGUUUUGGCGAACUCAUGACUUAUUAAUCAGCACUGAAACGGAAGUUCUAACAGAUAAGCAAAAAAUUACAUGCAGCUAUUCACUGCCAUUGACAGUCGCACAAUUUGCAUAUUCUCGUGGCGAAUUGACUAUAUGGGAAGUGUAUGGUACACAGAAAUUCUGUAAGCUCAUUAAGCGAAAGAUUGAACUAAAUUUCUCGAAGCUUGAUGGACCAUUUCAAGACGUUUAUUCCAUUGAAGGAAAUAUUCUCAUUGUCAAUAAGUACGGCGAUAUUUACUAUGUAAUUCCAUCUAUUGGAUCUGUAAACAUGAUUAUAAAGUGGAAUGGCGAUAAGGGUGAAUGUGAUACAUGCAUAGCAUACAUUAGAAAUGGCAUACUUAUAGCCGGACCCGAUGGCAAUUUAAAAUACUUUAAAAAGCAAAAGUAUGUUUGGACUGAAGUGUUUCAAGUCGCUAGAGUAACAACACUUCCGUUUAUUUCACUUAAAGGAUUCCUUGACAACGAAAUUGUUAUUGGAACAACACGUGACGGUGAAAUGUAUAAAAUCAACGUUUCUAAUGACGGUGAGAAGCUCCAGAAGGCAAAGCUACAUCAAUACGAUCCAGUCUAUGAGAAUUUUGUUGUCAUUUAUCCAAAGGGUGACUUUAUAGUCACAGUUAAUGCUCAAAACGAAAUUCAUGUCCUCAACAUUCAAUCUGGUCAAAUUGUAUCACAAAUUCUUGAGGAACUAACCAUGAAUGAUAUAAUACUUAAAGCUAAUCCAAUUUAUCCAUACAUAGCAAUCGGAAAUAGUUCUGGAAAUGUCUUUUGUGUAUCACUGCUACAUCCCAACGAUCCAACACUCUUGACUGAAUUCUUCUUAAGUCGCCAAUCAAUCAAUUUUAUAAGAUUCUCAAAUAAUGGCAACUACAUGAUUAUUAUUGAUGUCGAUUUGAAUCAAUUCUUAAUCUCAUGCCAGCCAGGCGCUCAAAUGACUGUUUUACAUCAUUUUAAAGAAGAUUUUAAUCCGAAGGAAUUUUUCAUUGUCGAGAGCAGAACGAGUCUUUCAGUCAUGUAUCUUGUGAAAACUGAGAAUCAAGUCAAUGAUAAAAUAUUAAAAAUAUCCAUAGAACUUGAUAAUUUUGAAUCUGUAGCUGACUGGCAAGAGUUUCAGCUCGUCUCUACUUACAAUACAAUAAUUCCUAUUUUUGGAUCAACUGAGACUGUUUAUGGCAUUAGAAGUAACGCAAAACUAGUUGAAAUGUUGAAACUUGACAUGGAUGGAAUUAAGUUAUUGGACGUUGUGGACACACCACAUAAAAUGAAGCAUAUUGAAGGAUGGAAUGAUGGACGACAUUUAGUGACAUGGAGCAUCGAUGGUAUCGUUGGGAUUUAUAACUUCCAUAAGAAUAAUAAAUUACUUUCAUCAUUUGUGGCUGGAAGUCGUCAUAAUUUUGGUAUUAAAAAAGCUAAAUGUGACCCGAGAAGUAACUUUGCAAUUGCUUUAGAUUAUUCUGGGAAUCUCAUAUGCUCUAAAUUAAAUGUGGAACUGACACAAGAUGAACAUCGAAUGAUAGAAGACGAAAUGACAAAUUUUGAGUCGCUUGUAGCUGAAAACUUCUCGAAACCAACAUCCGGCGGAUGGCCAGGAUUAUCACAAGAAUUUCAAGGCAAUAAAAAGUUUAUUGACCUUAAAGAUGAGAAAGCUUAUCAAAUGGAAGCUGAGGAAUCAGAAGAAACUAAAAUGUUGCUUUUUAAUAAGCUUAAUGACCUUCGUCGUCAAGUUAAGAAGCUUUUGGAUGACAAUGAAAAAAGCGUUGAAGUUGAAAGGCUGCAAUUUCAGGAAUUUAACCUUGAUUUGAUAACAACAGCACAUAAAGAAGAGGAAGCAAGACAGGAACGAAAUCAACAAGAUAGAAAAAUGCAAGAUUAUAUUGAGGCACAAACAACAAUGAAUGAAUGGAUUGUGGAUAAAUGUUGGAAUCAUUUGGUCGUUAAAGGAACGAAACUUCGAGGCAUGUUCCUGAAUAUGUUUAUUGAAAAUUAUCCACUGUUGCCUGAAAAGAAUGAGAAUGAGCUGAAAAGGCUUGAUUUAAUUAGAGCUAUUGAAAAUUCUGUAGCACGAAAUGACACCUUUUUGCCGUGGAGUCCGAUUCCAACAGUAGAACUAGAAAGGCUGUUAAUUAAAGAGCCUGGAAUGUUUGAACUCGACACAAAUGACACAACUCAAUAUGCGGAAGUGAUAAAAUCAUUAAUGGGAUCAAGUGCUCAUAGAUUUAUCAACAUUUCAGCACUUCAUUAUCAGCAAUUGGAUGCAGUCACGUUUCACCAAAUGCGUGUUGAAAAACUGUUAACUGAGAACGAACUAGCCAAAUUAAAGAAGGAGUUUAACAAAAAGUUCGACAGCAUGCACAGAACAAAAGAAUUUUCCAUCCAUUCCAUACGCUUUAAAAAUGAUAGACUACGUCACAUCCAAAAUGAAUUAAAGAUUCUAGAUGAACUUAAAGGGAUUUCAGUUGAUUCCUUGCAGCAAAUAUUAGAUCCUGACUUUAUGUCUGACGAAACUCCAGACACAGUAAUUAGUGUCAUUGAAUCUGAAGUCUGUGUUGCACCUUAUGUAUCCCCAAGUGUCCAAAGAGUUCUUGAGGAACAAGAAGCAGCCAGAGAGAAAAGACGAAAGGAACUAGAAGCAGAUGAUUUUCGUGAUCGAGCAUUAGACAUAAUGAUGGAUGGCGUCCUUGAACAUAAAUGGGAAGAUGAAAUAAAGAAAAGCUUAAAAGUUCCAGAUUGUUUGGUCAAAGACAAAGCUCCUGAAGAUUGGACAGAGAUUGAUGCACGACAGGUGUUUGAAUAUGAACGUGAUCUUGAAGCACUAAACAUUGAAAGAGAUAAAUAUCGCCGAAUGCUUAAUGAGGAACAAAAGCUAUUGCAAGGAUUGCUGGAUGAAGAAAUUUACAAGUUUAAUUAUACUUUGAGAGAACUUACUGUUGAGAAAUUAAAGUUUGACAUGGCAAUUGGACAGACUGAGAUGAAGCUAUUAUUACUGGCACUGUACAAUUUCAAAAGAAUUAUGUACCAAAAAGAGGAAAUCAAAAUUCGUCUCAAAAUGGAACAAUUAAAGGCUAAUACUGACAGGCAUUGUCAGAUGCAAGGCGAAGUCCAAGACUGGAUUAAAGAAAUCAAGCAGAACUACGAGAAUCUGCAGCAAAAAGACAAAACAAUGGAGAAGCAGUUUAAAGCUAAUUUUAAUGAACAAUGUCCACAAGCUCCAGCAGAUCAAGCAUUUAAGUACUUUAAACGCCGUCCGAAGCUACAAAUGAGAGCACAAAUUACAUCACCAAUAUUACUGGAAGUAGCUAAACGAGUUACAAAUAAGAAACUUACACAGCACAUAAAGCUAUUGCCACCUGAAUGUCUCGAAUUCCUUAACGGAGUGGAUACAUUAGAUCAAGUAUCAUCUUCAACGACUGGAAUUGAUGUAAACUCAUGGCAAGUGCUGUGUAAAAUGCGACGAAUUAAAAUUGAGAGUGAGUUUAAGAUUAAAAGCUUAGGAUUACAACUUGCUGAUGCUGAAUCAUCACUGCUUGCAUUUAUAAAGGAAAUUAAUAAUAAGAAGCAACAAAUGCAGGCACUCGAACGUCAAUUACUUGAAAUGAAAGAAAAUCGUGAGAAUGAUUUAAUUAAUCGGACAAUACAGCUAGUAAUGCAACGUGGAUUAAUUGAGAUACAGUUGACUGGAAGUUUUGUUGAUUUCAAUGACAGCAUUUUAAUUCAUCGAUCUGAUGUUGCAGAUAUAAAUAAAAUCAUACAAAAGAAGGGUAAGAAGAAGCUUUUGGCAUUAUCGAAUGGCGCAAUGUUUAGACGAAAUAUAACAAUGAAGGAAUGGGAACAUAAAGUCUUAAAGUUAAAAGUUAAGGAUUUGAAUGAGUUUGUAAGGACAAUUGAGAAAUGUAAAAUAACAAAGGAAGUACAGCAGUGGCUGAAAAGAAAGGAACGUGGAUGGAUUGAUGAUCUUGGCGAGGAUGCAUUAAAGCGUCAAAUUGAGAACUCUAUUAAUAGUCAAGAGAAGAUUUUGGCUGAUUUGGUCAAGGAAAUUGCAUUAAUGCAAAAUCAAAUAAAUAUAAAGCGAAAAGAGAUGAAAAUUUAUGAUAAAAACAUCCAGAAGAUGAAUAUUGACGUGUCUGAGAAGAAUUUCAUGCGAGAUGUUGAAUUUGAACAGGAUCAGGUUAAAGGAACUAAGGAAAGAAUGUCUUUAAUUAUUAAUCGUGCUAAGAUGGUUCGACAAAUUCAGAAUCAGCACUCACAAUUACUUCAAUUGACCACAAUUUUGGAAUUACAGAGAUUAAAGACUUUCCCGACAUUAAAUGCCAAGCAAACUGAGAGAUAUCAAAGGACUUAUCGCUAA
Molecule: messenger RNA, 4782 nt
Organism: Chironomus riparius
Lineage: Eukaryota; Metazoa; Arthropoda; Insecta; Diptera; Chironomidae
Source: the annotation of a GenBank genome assembly